Molecule: messenger RNA, 2974 nt
Organism: Ceratina calcarata
Lineage: Eukaryota; Metazoa; Arthropoda; Insecta; Hymenoptera; Apidae
Product: metabotropic glutamate receptor 6
Exons: 9
Biological process (GO): G protein-coupled receptor signaling pathway
Cellular component (GO): membrane
Molecular function (GO): G protein-coupled receptor activity
Source: RefSeq, a predicted model, not a curated record
AUGUCGAUUUCGAUUUACGCUUUUCUGAUAAGCCUGUUCGCGCCCUGCUCGUUAUUCGAAUGGGCAAACAAUAGUAACGACCGCGUUUUGUUCGCGAACUUGACGGGUGAUCUGAUAUUAGGGGGGCUGUUCCCUGUUCACCGAAAGGGUACCGGUGGCAACAGCUGCGGCGAGAUUCAGAAGGAGGACGGGAUUCAGCCUCUGGAGGCCAUGCUGUACACCGUCGAGCGAGUGAACAAGGAUUCGACGAUCCUCCCGGGCAUUAGACUCGGCGUAAUAGCUUUCGACACCUGCGACAAUCCUCUCUACGCUAUGGAGCAGACUCUUUACUUCGUGAAAGGUUUCAUAGCGCGGCAAAAUCGGUUCGGGUAUCAGGCAGAGUAUCAGUGCAAAGAUGGAACCGUUCCGGAGUUCUGGAACGGCGAGAUGAAUCAGGUGAUCGCAGUUCUGGGCGCGCAAUCGAGCUCUGUCACUACUCAGGUUGCGUCGGUACUGGCUCUGUUUCCGGUGCCACAAAUUUCGUACAUGGCCACGUCGCCGUUUCUCAGUAGCAAGGAAAGGUUCCCGCAGUUCUUCCGAACGGUACCGAGCGACAUUAAUCAAGCACGGGCUAUGUUGGAGAUUCUUCGUCGAUUCGGAUGGACGUACGUAUCCGUGGUUUAUACGGAUUCGGAAUACGGGGACCACGGAUAUGAGACCUUGACGUCGCUAGCGGGCGAGUAUUCCGUGUGCUUCAGCGCGCCUCAUCGAGUCAGUCAGGAACGAUUCACUGAUGACGAUUACGAUCAAGUGGUUCGAACGAUCGCCGAGAAGACAGACGUUCGAGUGGUAGUUCUGUUUGCGGAAAAGUCGUCGACUUUAAGUGUUCUGAAGGCGGCCAGACGAUUAGGCGUGGGCUCGCGUUUCGUUUGGCUGGUCAGCGAUUCGUGGCCGGAUCGGCACGAACGGACGUCUGUAACAACAACAGUGGAUCGAGAGACGACGGUGCUGGAGCUGGAAGGUGCUCUCGCCGUUCAACCACUGUACGCCCGGCUCUCAGGCUUCGAUGAAUAUUUCACCGGCUUAAAGCUCGAUCACCAACGUAUCAAUCCUUGGUUCCGGGAAUUCUGGAGCAGUUAUCACAGAUGCGAGGACGGUAGAGUGAGUCUCUCUCUUUUUUCUCUCCUCAGAAAAUAGAAGGAGAUUAAAUAAAGAGGUUCGUUUUAGCGGCGCGUGAGCUGCACGGAUUCGAGGCUGAGCAUAAACAGGGGCAACGGAUACAAGCAGCGAAGAUUCUUGCAUUUCGUCAGGGACGCGGUGUACGCUGUAGCAUAUGCACUCCGCGAUAUGCGCCAUGAUCUUUGUGGCAAAGAUAGCAUUGGCCUUUGCGACGCGAUGCGAUCACUCAAUGGAAACACGUUUACUACGUACUUAGAAAAAGUCUCUUUCAAAGACGAAGCUGGAAAUGGAUUUCGUUUCGUGGACGCGGUAGAUGGGCUGCCGAGGUACUCGAUAUUGAACUACCAACGAAUGGCGAACGGUUCCUACCAUUGGGCGAUCGUCGGCAACUACACGCAGAACGAGGAAGGGCAGCCGGUGCUGCGGCUGGAUCGGCAGAACUUGCGAUUUCGCGGCGAACGGAUGGGCGAGUUUCCCAGCUCCUCGUGCAGCCUGCCCUGCGGCUCGGAUCGAAUCAUGGUCAGGAACAAGGAGGACCCGUGCUGCUGGAGGUGUCAAAGCUGCGGCCUUUACCGGUACAAACUGGACGAGCAGAGGUGCGAGGAGUGCGACUGGGGCACGGUGCCCGCCGAGAAUGGAACAGGCUGCUCGCCCAUUCCGGAACAAUUCGUGGACUAUUCGAAUCCCUGGGCUAUUGUCGCCAUUGCAGUGGCCGUUUCCGGCAUGGCGCUAACGGCAUUCGUCUGCUGGGUAUUCUACGAGUACCGGCACACGCCGAUGAUCAAGGCUUCCGGCCGAGAGCUGUCCUUCUUGCUUCUGCUCGGGACGUUCGGUUGCUUCGCGAUGACGUUCGCUGUGGUCGCGAAGCCCAGCGUCGAGAGAUGCGCUGUGGCCCGGUUCGGCAUCGGAUUUUGCUACACCGUCUGCUACGCUGCGCUCGCCACCAAGAUCAACAGGAUCCACAGGAUAUUCAAUGAUCCCGGGCGCAGCCCUCGCAGGCGACGGUACACCAGCCCGAGGUCUCAAUUGGCGAUCGCCUCUAUCCUCGUCAUGCUCGAGAUCGCGUUCGAUGUCAGCUGGUUAUUCAAAGAUCCUCCGACUGUAGAACACUGGUAUCCCACGAGAGACGCGAACGUCAGGGUUUGUCGGGAUUCCAAGGAUGGAUCUUACGUCGCCGGAUUGGUGUAUCCGUUCCUCUUGACCGUCGCGUCCACGUUUUAUGCGAUCAAGACGAGAAAGUGUCCGGAAGGAUUUAAUGAGACCCGGUGCAUCGCGUUCGCGAAUUACGCGACGAUCGUCCUGUGGCUGGCGUUCGUUCCGCUCUACCUCGCCUCCACCAGCAAUGCGGUCAGAGUGAUCACAUUGGCGUUGUCGCUCUCGCUGAACGGUUUGGUGCAACUUGUCUGCCUGUUCCUGCCAAAGAUCUACGUGGUGUUGAUCAGACCGGAGAAGAACACUAGAGAGCUAGUGAUGGCUAGACCGGCUAACUCUUCUUACCCUACCGCCCCAGCAACACCGACCCCACAGGAACCAAACUCUACUUCACCUUCGUUCAUCUCGCGGAACAGCAAUCGGUAGUUCCUUUCUCUAUUGUCUGUUACUAUCUUAUAUUGUUAUUUUCUAGUCAAAAUAACGACGCAUGGAUAUGCGUAUAUUUAAGCAUUUACAGUACUGUUUGCUUGAAUAGCUUCAAGUAAAAAUUGAUAUAUGCAUGUAAGCUCGUGUUAAAGAAAAGAAUUUUGUUGAAAAUUCUUGCUUACUAAUUAGAUAUAGUAUGAAUCUAAAUAUCAGGAAUUAUUAUAUUCCGUUAGUCCGU